This is a messenger RNA of Linum trigynum, 2481 nucleotides long. The record is from the annotation of a GenBank genome assembly. Lineage: Eukaryota; Viridiplantae; Streptophyta; Magnoliopsida; Malpighiales; Linaceae.
CACCUCAUUAUCAUCAUAAAUUAAAAAAUAAAUAGAAAAUAAAUAUUGUAACUAUACUCGACUUCCCUUUGCAGCUCGGUGUCACGAAGCGCCGCCACUUUAUCUUCCACGCACCGGUUGGCGCCGCCACGACGAUCGCUCCGUGCUCCCUUCCGCCUUCACAUUCGAUAAAACUCUAAAAGAUUCAUCCCCAAUAUGAGCAUUUCCAGUCUCCGAUUCCUCUCUCGUUCCAAUGAAUUUAUCUUUCCGGCCUGAUUCAGGCACGAAACAGGUCUACGAGGAAGUGGCUGUUGAAGGAAGCUCGAUCAAUGGCCUUGAUCAAGCAACUCAAACAGUACAAAUCAGUGAUUUGGAAAGAAAUCAAGACGUGAUACACUACCAUUUGUACUCCCAAGUCAAAGAUAGAAAGUUCCUAAAAGAGACGUUGAAGAAAGUAGAAGUAUAAAGGGAUGGAUCAUGGACCAGCAACUUCACCUUUUUCAAUCGAACAAGAAGAGAAGAGCUGGAAAUUAGCUAGAGUUAUUGUUGUGAAAAAGAGAGCAUAUCGGAGUGAUUGCUUAGCUGACUAGGUUACUGUCUUGCAGUCGUGAGUGAGAGUUUAAUCUGGUUAUGGUUAUUUACCAGCAGGAGGCUGAGAGUUUCUGUUCAGAUUUGUAACAGGAAACUUGCAGAACCAAGUCAUUAGUCAUACGUUGAAGAUCUCAAGAAGAGAUCCUUCAACCGUGGAUUAGUCAGUACAGGAAUCCUUAUUCUCCCUGUACUGGAUACCACGUAAAAAUUCUAUGUGGCAUUUACUUGCUUUCGUUUUUCAUUUUGAUUAACUAUCUAUCUGUGUGUUCUUGAGUUCUGUUUGGUACAUGGAAGGUGUCCCUGAGUCGAAGAGUUGGAGAAGAAGAAGUUUUAUUCUUCAUUCCUUUUUGACUGGGAUAAGGGCCUCAAGUUCGGGGCUUCAAAAUCUCUUUACUGGGCCGAAACUUGAAAACUGAACAAACAGACCCAUUACUCAUUUUCUUCUCUAAUCAUAGAUUGAAUACAGUCUCUUCUUCGUCUUUCAUUCAUUCGCAAACCAGUCUCACCAUUCUAUCUCAAGUCCUGUUCUAGGGUUUUUGAUUUUUCAGAAAGAAAGUACAAGCAAAUCUCCCUCGGUCUCGCGCUCGACCUCCGCUAACACGUGGUAUCAGAGCCCGGCUCCGAAGUCAAGAGGUUUAACAGCCCACGGAGAAGAUGAGUUCGAGUUCAGUGAGCGGAACUGGGAUUUACAUGGAUGAUGGCUUUUCGCAAACCUGACCGCCACGGUUUGAAGGUGUACACUAUGGCUACUGGAGGAAUAGAAUGGAGCUAUUCAUUGGAUCCACUGACCCAGACCUAUGGAACAUUGUGAUGGAUGGGCCAUUGGAAGUCAAGGAAGCUCGAGGAAAGUGGACAGAUGAAGACAAGAAGAAUUUCCAGCUCAAUUCAAAGGCAACAAACCUAAUGUACUGUGCAGUAGGGCCUGAAGAAUACCACAGAGUCACAGGUUGCAAAACAGCGAAAGAGAUUUGGGACAAGCUUCAGAUCGCUCAUGAGGGUACUUCUCACGUCAAGAUCUCCAGAAUCAACAGUCUUAAACAUGAUUUUGAAUCCUUCAUCAUGAAGCCAGAGGAAUCAAUCAAAGAAAUGAAUGAUCGUUUCACAACUAUCGUCAAUAGUCUGAGGAAUUUGGAAGUUGAAUAUCCAAGUGGUGAUCUUGUUCGCAAAGUUCUCUGGGCUCUCCCUAAACGUUGGACGCCUAAGGUGACUGCCAUCGAGGAAUCUAAGGAUCUCACCAGACUCAGCUUAGAUGAGCUAAUAGGAUCCUUGAUAACUCAUGAAGAGAAGUUAAGAAGAGAAGAAGUUGAUGAGCCUAAGAAGGAUAGACGAAAUAUUGCGUUCAAAGUUUCAUCAUACGAAUAAGAUUUGGAAGGAUUAGAAGACAUGGAAGAUGAGGAAUUAGCACUGCUGAGCAAACAUGUUGCUAGACUGCAAAAGAUGCGACGUGACAGAAGAAAAGGGAAUUCGCCAAGUAAGGCAGAAGAGAAUAAAGAUAAAAAAGAAAGAAAUCGGUUUGGAUAUAAAAACAGAAGGGAAGGCAGCAUAGAAGGCAGAUUGUCCACUUACAAAGAAAGCCUAUACUGCAACUUGGAGUUGCAGUGAAGAAGAAGAAGAAGAAGAAGAAGAAGUGUGCAGACAGGAAGCGUAUAUGGCCAUUGAUGCAGAAUUAGAGGAUGAAAACAUCAACCAGGUAAAAUCCUAUUAUUCUGAUUCCUUCAGUGAAGAUGAUCAAAUGUUAGAAACUAUACGAGAUAUCCAACAAGAGUUUGCUAAUGUAAAGUAAAAACACAACAGAACUAAAGCUGAAUUUGAAACCUUAUUAUCAAACUAUGAAUCACUCAAAACAUAGAAUCACAAAUUGGAAAACACCUUGAAAAAUGUCUUAAACGAAAAUGAAACUCUUAGAACUAA